This is a messenger RNA of Ostrinia nubilalis (European corn borer), 6002 nucleotides long. RefSeq names its product 5'-3' exoribonuclease 1 (gene pcm). The coding region runs from base 253 to 4458 and encodes 1401 amino acids. The record is from RefSeq and is a predicted model, not a curated record. Gene Ontology annotation, molecular function: 5'-3' exonuclease activity; nucleic acid binding. NCBI's taxonomy places the organism in Eukaryota, Metazoa, Arthropoda, Insecta, Lepidoptera, Crambidae. The transcript has 31 exons. Gene Ontology annotation, biological process: nuclear-transcribed mRNA catabolic process.
ACUAAAAAUUUACGUUUCGAGAAUGUAGGUUGUUGGAACAUUUAAUUCUUUUUUAUCCGAUAUUUUCCAAUCGGCCGACUAAUUUAAUAAAUGGAUCCAUAAAAUUAAAUACCUGCACUCAUUAAUUUCAAUGCAGAACAUAAACUAACGUUUUGUGAUAAGGUUAUACGAGAUUUAGGGGUCACCGAUUGGCAAACCUUUGCCAAUAAUAAUCUUUCAGUUUUGCAAAUAAUUUGCUGACUAUCAUACAAAAUGGGUGUACCAAAGUUCUUCAGGUACACGAGUGAGCGAUAUCCGUGCCUCAAUGAGCUCGUGAAACAAUAUCAGAUACCAGAAUUCGACAACAUGUAUCUGGACAUGAACGGAAUCAUCCACAACUGCUCCCACCCGGAUGACUCCAACCCGCACUUCCGGAUAACCGAAGAAAAGAUAUUCCAGGAUAUAUUCCACUAUCUCAGUAUUCUCUUUCAAAUCAUCAAGCCAAAGAAACUGUUCUUCAUGGCCAUUGAUGGUGUCGCUCCCAGAGCUAAGAUGAACCAACAGAGAGGCAGAAGAUUUAGGUCAGCCAGAGAAGCAGAACAAUUGGAAGAAAAUGCCAAAGCCAAAGGAGAAGUAUUGCCAACGGAGAAACGUUUUGACAGUAACUGCAUCACUCCUGGCACGGUAUUCAUGGCUCGGCUACAUGAGCAGCUAAGAUUCUUCGUAAAAGAGAAGAUGUCCACUGACCCGCUGUGGUCUAAAGUGAAAGUCAUACUUUCUGGCCAUGAGACGCCAGGCGAAGGCGAGCACAAGAUAAUGGACUACAUCCGAUGGUCGCGCUCGCAGCCAGGCUACGAUCCUAAUACUCGGCACUGCCUGUACGGGCUGGAUGCGGAUUUAAUCAUGCUGGGCAUGUGCACGCAUGAGCCGCACUUCGCGCUGCUUAGGGAGGAGGUAAAAUUCGGGAAGACAACUCAACGCGCGACGAGUCCCGAAGAAACAAAUUUCUACCUCCUCCACUUAUCGUUACUAAGGGAGUACUUAGAGCAAGAGUUUAUGUCCAUAAAGGAUACGCUUCCCUUUGAGUAUGAUUUAGAGAAGAUCGUAGACGACUGGGUGCUUAUGGGGUUCUUAGUCGGAAAUGAUUUUAUACCCCAUCUACCUCAUAUGCACAUAUCAAACGAUGCAUUGCCUUUAUUGUAUAAAACGUAUAUGAAGGUAUUACCUACCUUAGAUGGAUAUAUUAAUGAAGCUGGUGACUUGAACCUGCAAAGGUUUGAAAUAUUUAUGCAAGAAUUAGCAAAAAUAGAUAAAGAAAAGUUCAAUGAGGUUUACGUCGACCUAAAAUAUUUUGAGGCCAAAACUGGUCGGCGGCCCAACGCGCAAGAAAGGAAGCAGUACAAACCCAACAACGACGAAACAUUCAACGUCGAUGUUGAAGACAUAAAGAACAAUAAACCUGACGACGAUCUGCAAGCGCUGAUCAACGCCACUGAAGAUAUGUUUUUAGAGGAAGCAGACGAAUCAGAUGGAUACGAAGAAACUAGUGAUGAAGAGGCCAACAUAGAAAUGGAGUUCUUGUUGCACAAAAAAGAUUAUUAUAUGAAUAAGUUAGACUAUACAAAAGUCACUAAGGAAGUGUUAGCGGACCAGGCGGAAGGCUACGUUCGAGCCAUCCAGUGGAACCUGUGGUACUACUACAAGGGCUGCGCGUCGUGGUGCUGGUACUACCCGCACCACUACGCGCCCUACAUCUCCGACAUCAAGGGCUUCAGCCACUUGAAGAUCGAGUUCGAGAAGGGAGAGCCCUUCAAGCCUUUUGAGCAGCUCCUAGCUGUACUACCGUCGGCCAGCAAGCACUUACUACCCACACCGUUCCACGAGCUGAUGACGGAAGAAGACUCGCCUAUACUGCACUACUAUCCGGUGCACUUCGAAACCGACCUUAAUGGCAAGAAGAACGACUGGGAGGCCGUCGUCCUCAUACCGUUCAUUGAUGAGACGAAUUUGCUAUUGGCAAUGGCGCCAUGCUACGAGAAGCUGACCGAAGACGAGAUAAAGCGGAACACACACGGGCCCAUGCUGGUAUACAACUGGACGGCGGCCAGUCAGGGGGUGGAACACGCACCAGAGUACUUCCAGCCCAUAGCGGACUGCCACGCCAUAGAGACGAAGGUGUGGCGGCAGGAACUAGAAGUCCCGGCCGCCGAGCUCAAGAGGGGGAUGCUGCCGAAUGCCAUGAGAGACAUGAUCUUCCCCGGCUUCCCCACCAUGAAGCAUCUCAAGUACAAAAGCAGCAUAAAAAAAUGCAAAGUGAAGGUAUUCGAUCAGCCGUCGCGGAAUGAGAGCCUGAUCGUGACCAUCGUCAGGGAGCCCGACGUGGACGACAGCCUGGAGAAGGUCGCCCAGGAGUUGCUGGGCAAGGUCAUCUGGGUCGGCUGGCCACAUCUCACGAGAUCCAAGGUGAUAUCGGUGUCAAACGAAAAGAUGCGUUUGCAUUAUGUGGACAAACAGAACAACAACGUGAAUGGAGCUCCCAACUACACUACAGAAGCUAACUUUGGCAACCUACACAAGCAGUGGAUCUCAGAACGGUCCACAAUUAUUGAGCACAAUAUGAAUAGGCUUGGUAUCGACUUGGAAACGGUGGAUAUUAUUAUACAUGCAGUCAAUCUAAAAGGUUACAAAUACAUGAUCCAAGACAACGUAGCAAUGGUUCGCGAACCGGAAUGGUGUUCCGUAGCGUGCGGGUACGCGCGACACGCGGUAGUAACCGAUGUGUCGGCGCACGUGGUCGCACAACCCUCGCGAUUCCACACGCCGCAGGAGGCUUAUCCUCCUGGUGAUAAGGUGUUCUUGUUGACGCAGGGACAGUACUACGGAUGCUUGGCGACGGUGAGUUUUUCAUUAUACGGCGUCGGCAGACGCAAAGCAAACGAAGUCCAGAACUGGUUGAAGAGUCUGCCGCACAAUAACGCGGUGCGCCGCGAGUGCGGCUCCGAAGCCCUGGAGCCCGAGGAGCUGAAGGCUCUAUGGGGGUCGCUGGAGAAGCAGCUGCAAGACCUCAAGCACAAGGAGAAGAAGGUCACGCUGCAGGUCAAGUGGAACCUGCUGUAUAAGGCGGAGCUCCACGAAGGCAACAUCCAGCCGGACCCUUCAGCGGACUACAAGCUUUACGACCGAGUGGUGUGCGUGGCGCGAGGUCUUAGCGUCCCAGCUGGUGCAGUUGGUACCGUCACUGCUGUGUAUCCACCGCCUAACGCCAAUACUGUGCGCCUGUCUGAUAGGCUCAAUGCCGAACCUACCUACCAGGUAAUGUUCGACGAACCAUUCCCAGGCGGUAUGCACGAAGAAUUAUUUGAUGAAGCGCGAUUUUACAGAAUGCUGCCAACAAACAUGUUGAACAUUUCGUACGGGCGCAAGCUGCGUAACUCCGUAGUCACGGCCGCGCCUCCGUCACCAUCCUACCACAUCACGCAGCCGCCCACGCUACUACGCAGGGAAGACGGACACCACUCCGCGUUUGCUAGCUAUAGCCCUCCAACCCCAGAAAAGGCAGAGAACAAGCCGUUACAAGAUGCCCACACCUUCAAUAAUGUGCCACCACCACUGGAUAAUGGCACGAAUUUGCUUAGGACUUUAUUAAAAAUUAGCGAAGAUGAAGAUUCAUCCAAGAAAAAGAGUAAUAAGACAACUACUGAUACAAAUUGGCGAGCCAAAAACGACACCAGCUCGCCUAGCACCACCACAGCGCAAUCGCAGCAGCCCAAAACGCAACAACCAUCGAAUUGGCGUAAAGAAAUGGCCACCAAACCACCGCCAGGGUUCUCGAACGAGUGGACGAAUAAUACUUACAAGAACCAGCCACCGGUGCCCCCUUUCCCCGCCUUCAACCAACCUUUCCAAGGGCCUGUUCCUGGGCCCACUCAAAUCCCAUUCCCGCAGUUCCAAAACCCUCACUUCGCACGCAACCCUAGCUUCGGUUACCAUGGCAACCAGGACUCGCAGCGCCAACAUCACCAACAGGCCACCGUCCAACAGGCCAACGUCCAAUACCGGCCGUAUCAGCCCGGUGUGCCAGCCUUCCCCAAACAUUUGCCGACGGUCAGCGGGAACAACAUCACGCUCGGUCCAAGCUGGGUCCAAGGACAGGUACUAUACUUCCAUAACUUGCAGGCGGUAAAGCAGGGCCCGCCGCCGCCCAGCCCUGGGGCCAGGCCACCCGGCCCGCCGCAGCCCUUCGUGCCUCUGCAGGUGCAGACCAGUCGGAGUGUCACGUACAAGAGAUCGGUGGUGCCACUGCAGCCGAAUGCGAGCGGCUCGUCAGUGCCGAUCAAUCAAGCUGCCGCGCAACCGCCGGCCUCAUACCAGCCGCAGCCGCCUAACCAAGUCCCACAACAGAAGCAAGACCCGGCAUCCCGUCCCCAGAAGAAGAAAAAACCCAGAAUCGCCGCGAAUCUACCCUUCCAAAUAGAGUAAACGUUAUUUACCUGUAUUUGCCCAGCUACAAAAUAAAGACAAUCGUAACGACCUACACACUGACAUGGAAUCGAAUUCUGAAAUGAAUUUUAUUGAAAUAGACAAUUGUAAAUAAAAGCAUAAUAAAAAAAAUAGAAAAAUAUUAUCAUCCAAAACUUAAGUAUAGUCGGACGAUACUUAAUGUUUCUCACUAGAAAUUAAAUAUACUCGACGGAUCAAGUUGUACAUUGUGUAAAUAUGGAGUGAAUGCUAUUUGAAAUGUGAUCAAUUCGACUUUUAGUCUAAAUAAUCAUCCGUCAAUAGUUCCUCAUAAUCAUAUUUUGUUAACUUGAGUGAGAUUGAACACGCACGUUAUUAGGUUUAUCCACAGGUAUGGAUAGAUGCAGCAUGUCAAUAAUUUUGUAUGAAGACGAGUGUGGCACUUUUUAAACGUCAUUAGUGUCAUUUUAGCCAAUUUUAGUGAUUGCCGCAACGUAAAAAUAAUCGUAUCAUCGUACUGCAAUCGCAAAGUUAUCGAAUGAUAUCGUGUGACUCGAUUCGACAAUUAAUUAAUUCCGAUAAAACUGAUAUUUUGUUGGAUUUAUAGCUAGUCUGACUGUGGAUUAAAAUGUUUUGUAACGGUAAACGUCAUUCUAUAUUAUUAAUUUUCUUAUUAAUUUUCAAAUAAUAUUUUUAUUUUUAAUAAAUGUAAAAAUGCGUAGUUUUGCCAAUACGUUUUCUUUCAUAAAGCUAAGUCAGGUAUCUAGUUUUGAAGAUAUUUCUAAACGACAAAAUCCAGUGCCGUCGUAUACAUAGACGUAUACUGCGAUCACUAACUUCUUGAUUUGUAUAAUUCGACGUUACACAGUGCACUCUGUCUUCCGCGAUCACUGAUGAACUUGUUUUAUAUUUCUUCUACUGCUACUUUAUUCUAAUUAAUUAUUUGUUACUUGUGCUGUUAGGUAAUUACAAUUCUCAAUCCGUAAAUAAUUUCUCCUUUCUACUGUGUUCGUACUACUGUCCUCGUAAAAUCACCGUAACCGAUUGUUGUACCUAAUCGGAUUGCAUGAACAUCACUCGACCAUGUAUGUCCAUUUGGACAUAUCGGAAUGGCACGCUUUGACGAGCAACUUGCUGUAUCUACUCUAAUCCAUAUCUGUGGGUUUAUCGGUUGUAUUUUUUUGUAUUUUGAAUCAAAGAAACCUGAAUAAAAGCAUGUUUUUUUUGUUAAAAAUCAACGAAUCUCAAAAUCUCUUAAAUAUAAGGAAAGUAAUAAAGAUUCCCAAUGUAAACAUUUGUUUCAAUACAUGUGGGAAUUGUCGUAUUAUUUUAAAAUAGAACACUAGAGAUUUUGACAUUCUAAAAAGUACAAACUGCAUACAUACUAUUUUUAUAUUCAUAUUGUUGUCUUUCCAAACUGAUAUUUUUAGGUAUAAAAUUGAAUUUCCCUUCGAAAUGACAUCAAUGGUAUGAUUACCGUUACUAGAUCGUAAUUGGUUUGAUGUAAUGACUGGACUAUUUAAAAAUAUCAAGAUUAUGUGUAAUAAAGUGGACUUCCGAAUUUA